Molecule: messenger RNA, 2487 nt
Organism: Ascochyta rabiei
Lineage: Eukaryota; Fungi; Ascomycota; Dothideomycetes; Pleosporales; Didymellaceae
Exons: 2
Coding region: 1-2487 (828 amino acids)
Source: RefSeq, a predicted model, not a curated record
AUGUUUACAUUCCAUAAGACCGAGGCGCUCUCUAGGUCCAGACAGUCGUCUUUCGAUUCGCCUUUAGCAGAGUGCUCAAGUCUGACAUCAGUUCCCGACUCUUUAACAGCAUCGCAAUGCUCAGAGCCUGUUUACACUGAACGCAUGCACUCGCCAGAACGGCGGCGAAGAGCUCCGUCAAACAGAAGAAGAAGCUCUGUCUUUAACAUGCGCUCAAGGAGUAACACCGCUGUCUCUACAACUUCUUCAAUCCUCUCUUCCGGUCCUGCAGACAUGGCUUCCUACGACCACACCUCUCCUGAUUCUCCGCCUGCACUUCGUCACGUUGGCAGUCACAGUCGUCUUGACCAGACUGGCCCAAGAAGAUCGAUAUUUCGAGGAAGGAUGGGCAAGAGGUUGAGUGAAUCGAUCGGGACCGGCGUCGACAUCGACGAAUAUCAGGAAGCAGAUGCUGGGAGGAAGCGAGCGUCGUUUCUCCGGAAACGAAAGGGUACCAACGAGGGUGAAACGUUCCAACAUGAACUCAAAUCCCGCAUCUCGAACCCCUUCGACUUCCAACAUCUUACACACGCCGAUCGUCAUCAGGUAGCUGCGCUAGAACAAGCUUCUGGGUCUGUGCUAACCGCUGGGUGGGCCGAACGUGCUGCAGGAUUAUCUGGAAGUGGUGCAUCGGGAACACCAGGAGUUAUAAGUCCUCGCAAUAUAUCAACCGAGCAUCUGGAGGUGUCUGAGCUCAACUCGGUCCCGAUCGUUAGCCCUAGAUCGCCACCCCAUAGCCCACGGCUCCAAAGCGACUGGCAGCAGCCAAAACCCAGUACCGGCUUAUCACCCUCCCGACCAGGGCUUCGCCUCACCAGAUCUGUGGAGAGCUUCUCGCAACCAGGAGUGAACCUUCGUGCGCACCAACACUCAUCCUCUGUUAUCGCACCUCCAAGAACGUUGUCCCUCUUACCAACCUCACCCUUCCAAGAUAUACCCGAAGAAGGUUCAUCUGGAUAUGUUUCAACCGCAACCCCGGCUGCUCGUUCGAAGAGACAAUCAGGUGUCUGGGAUGCAUUUACGCUGUCAACCACAGCGCCAGCGGAUCAGCUCCCGGGAAUUGAGGAAGACAUUACACAUGUCGGUAACGCUGUGACAACACCCGACGACUCUGCCGUUCAAGCAAUGACUCCACCCUUCAGCCCCCGCCUUGAAGACGUUGCAGAGGAACCGGAGCGAUUCGUCAGACCUAGGCCCGCACCCCAGCCGCCGCGACUGAGAACCCCGACUUCUCCCAAAUCGCCCUUCCUAGAGUCGUUCUCUUUCAAUCAGCGCUCCCCAGGUGUAAGGACUCACCACAGAGGGAAUUCACAUGCUUCGCCAAAGUCUUUUAAGCUGAAGAACCUGGCUACAAGGUCCAGCUCACAAACAUCAGAGACUCUGGGCUCGCCCGACUCACUACGGGAGAGCUCUAUUCCAAGACCAUCAGUGGCUCGUCGCAAGUCCAACACUUGGCGAGCCAUUGAGGAGUCAUGGGAGGAUGAUGUUGACUACAUCUACGAGCAUGCUCUAGAAGCCGACUGUGACAACGAUUGGGACUGUGUGUCUGAGGACGAAAGCUUUGCUGACCGACACCACGCUCUAGCGUUGGCAAUCCGCGAAGACAGGCCUGCAGUACCACGGGCUUCCCAGCCACUUCAUCCUCCAAUUAGCGAAGACCCCAUGCUCCAGUUCCAACUUCCGUUAUCUUCGUCACGUCUCUCGCCUAGUAACGACAGUGUCCCAGACUUAGUUCCCACAUCUGCAGCAUCAGCAUUCACAACAGGUGCAAGUUUGCAGACACCCUUACACGAGUCUGAAGGGUUUUUGUUGAGCCCGUCACUUCUGCUCCCUCAAGUGUACAAAGAUGCAGAAGAGGCCUCGUACGAAGACAUCUUGAAGGAAUAUGUUGGCUCUGACUGCCAUUUCCGCAUCAUUGAUCUAGAUGGAAGUGCCAACAGCUCCGCUCGCAGCAGCCGUGUCCGUUUCAGUCGUCGAAGCUCGUAUGACAGCAGCUUGAUGUCUUCUGCCCAGAGCUCUGGUCUAUUGAGCUCCCCGAUUCGACGCUCGGCAAGCUCUGCUGGAAGUUUGCCAGAGCUGGUCCAUUCCCGUCGCACUCGACAAAACUUCAGUCUCGUUGCCGACGAACUCUCGGAACAGGUCGCGUCCUUGGAGUUGUUUGGCAGCGAUGACGGAGAGGACGACGACAUCACCCCACCAGGAGUUUUGCGUCUCUCGGCAGACCGAACCUUCUCCACUCCUACGCAAGACCAAUCGGGCAAUCAAAGCUAUCAGCAUAACAAGCGUUACCACAAACAGGCCCUGUCUGACAGCGCAGCUCAGCUGCUCACUUCAACCGAACCCACAAAGCUCCGUGGACGCGCAGCGACUGUUAGUCGCACCGGUGGAGAGGAGUAUCUGCACCUCUUCCCCACACCACCCUCGUUCUCUCCUCCCAUUGUCAAUUGA